AUGCUUGCCACAACGUGGGAGCACAGCCUGCGGGCGAAUGCGGCGCUUGCGGCAGACGUCUUGAGGCACAAUUGGCAUAUGGGUGUCACAGCCUUCGGAGGCCCUCCGGUGCAUUUCAAGAUCUUUCACGACCGCUUCGUAAAGCGACUGCGAUGGAUCGAUGAGGAGAUGUUCCAGGAGCUCUUUAGCAUCUCCCAGGCCCUCUCGGGACCCGCCAGCACCAAGAUGCUGUACUGCAUCAACCUUAUCCAGAACGGCCUCCUCGGCGCCAUCCUAGCCUUUUUCAUCUGGAGGUGA
Messenger RNA from Colletotrichum higginsianum IMI 349063, 297 nucleotides. Its product is annotated as Chromate transporter. The record is from RefSeq and is a predicted model, not a curated record. Bases 1 to 297 code for a protein of 98 amino acids. Gene Ontology annotation, molecular function: chromate transmembrane transporter activity. The transcript is spliced from 3 exons. Gene Ontology annotation, biological process: chromate transport. Lineage: Eukaryota; Fungi; Ascomycota; Sordariomycetes; Glomerellales; Glomerellaceae.